Populus trichocarpa (black cottonwood) is the source of this 2011-nucleotide messenger RNA. RefSeq names its product protein disulfide isomerase-like 1-3. Gene Ontology annotation, cellular component: endoplasmic reticulum. The coding region runs from base 181 to 1452 and encodes 423 amino acids. Lineage: Eukaryota; Viridiplantae; Streptophyta; Magnoliopsida; Malpighiales; Salicaceae. Gene Ontology annotation, biological process: response to endoplasmic reticulum stress; protein folding. The record is from RefSeq and is a predicted model, not a curated record. Gene Ontology annotation, molecular function: protein disulfide isomerase activity. The transcript has 9 exons.
AAAGUAAUAAUCAUAAUAAUAAAAAACUUAGCAAUCUUCGUACGUUGAACAUAAUUUCUCCAGUUCCAGGAUGGCAGAGUCUAGCUAGCCUUAUAUUGUCAAGUCUUCUCUCCUGGUCUUUUUGCCUCCUCCUCCACUCCACAGUCCACAUUCACUUCUCUCUGCAUUUCUCAAGAAAACAUGCCACAAACAUGGUUCCACAUCUUCUAUCUCUUCAAUUCAAUCCUUCUUACUUUCACCAUCUUUUACAUUACACCAAUCUCUGAACUUCUAUUCUUUAAAGAAGUCAACGACUAUAAUGAUCUCACCAAGAUACCAGAAUUCAUCCCAAUGCCACCGGUCGAUUGUAAGAAUGAGAAAUCUUUAUUUGAUGAGAAGGAUGUGGAGGUGCUGACACAAAAUAAUUUCAGCGAAUUUGUUGCUGCAACUCAACACGUGAUGUUGAAUUUUUAUGCUCCAUGGUGUGUUUGGAGUCAGAGGUUAGCCCCCGAAUACGCUGCUGCUGCUACCAUGCUAAAAGGUGAGGCUGUUUUUGCAAAGAUAGAUGCUACCAACGAAAUAGAAUUGGGGAAGAUGUUCAAGAUUAAGGAGUAUCCUACAAUGUAUUUAUUAGUCAACGGAGGAGUUCAAAAGGUUACGUAUGAUUUAACUGAUGAAAGGACUACUGAUGCUAUUACAACUUGGGUGAGGCAGAAGAUGAGCCGUGCUGUCCAAAAUGUGACAACAAUUGAGGCGGCUGAGAGAAUAUUGGCAGCAAGAUCUGUUUUAGUGAUGGGAUUCUUCGGUGCUUUAGAGGGUUCUGACAGCGAGGAGCUUGCUGCGGUGGCAAAGCAGCAUAUUGAUGUCAACUUCUAUCAAACUGCUAAUGCUGAGGUUGCAAGGCUUUUCCAAAUCGACCCACAAAUCAAACAACCUGCCUUGGUCAUGCUGAAGCUGAAGUGGAUGACAAGAAAUCAUAACCAUUUUGGUUUUGAUUGUCAAUUCACUAGAUCAGAAAUAUCAAACUUUGUAUCCGAAAAUAAACUUCCUUCGGUGAUCACUUUCUCAGAAGAAGAUGCUCCCAACAUAUUCAAAAAUCCUAUGAAACAGUUGUGGCUUUUUGCUGCUACAUAUCCUAAGGAGGUGUUAGCCCCAUUCAUAGAGGCAGCAGAUCAUCUCAAAGGGAAGCUUCUCUUUGUCCAUGUCGAAACUGAAUAUAAUUCUAUGCAAAGGCGAGUUUCUUAUGAAUUUGGCGUUGCUGAAGGUCUUCCAACACUUGUAGGGUAUACGGCGAACGGAGCCGAUAAGCAUGUAUAUAACAGUGAUUUGUCUUUCAAUGGUAUCAAGGCAUUUGCAGAGAAGUUUUUGGAAGACAAGCCUCCUAGCCAACCAUCUUCAACUCCAGAUAACGUUAUUAAACUCCCAUUCCGUACUCAUAACUCCGGUCCAACUUCCACCGGAUGGGCAUUCUAGGCAAUAACUUUGAUAAAAAGGAACGAUUGACUCGGGAUCACAGUAGCAAUAGCAGUCUGCCUAUCACUACCGCGCACAAGUUGAUGGAAAUUAGCAAGCAACCAUGCCACAUUGUUGUGUCUAUCCUCAAAAUAAAUUAUACGAGGAGCCUAUUAGAAACUACCCUCAUUUGGAGACAGGAUGCCCUGGGACCGUUGCUAUAUGGACGAGCUUUUAGCCUAUGCCAGUCUGCUGAUUCAUGUAUUUUUUAGACAUCCCAUGUCAUUACACAUUUUUUGCAGGUGGGUUCAUUGCCGUUUCAGUUUGCAAACCAUGCAUUUUUGUUUUCUUUCAUGUGGGAUUCAAUAAAGAGGAAGAAUCUUGGUCAAAAUGUUGAUCAGGCUGACAGAAGGAACAAGGUAAUGGUUUCAUUAGUAGGUUGAUGAAAAUGAACUAAAGGAAGCUCAAGCUAAAUACGAUGAAGAUCGACAAAGGUGGCAAGAGGAGAGGAAAGAUCUUACAGCUUCACAGAGCAAAAUCAGAGGUCCAAGCCCGCUUCCAUUUCUCUUUUCUGUUUCGA